UUGGUCUCCCUCGCUCCCCGACCAUAUACCGGGUGGUCAGAGCCAUAUCAGCUGUUCACUGUGGGAGAUCCUUCAGAACCGAACGGGGGAAACUGUACAACACAAGUAGCGAGGAAGUUAGACACAUUUAGCGUUCAAACAGAACAAAAAAAAAAUCCAAAUUGUUUUCAAAUCAACUGAAUAUACAGUAGGUUUUUGUUACUGAAUGCGCCUCGACUGAUAUGUUCUGUGAACCAAUAUAAAUCGUAUUCUUUCAGACAUUCAACAGAAACACCCUGCUGCCGUUUUCGAAGAAUACGACCCAUUUGAAACGUCCGUCAUGGAUUUACAAAUGCUGACCGAGAUCCUGGAGUGUCUGCGAGCUCUGAACGGCACGGCUUUGAACGGGACAGCAAACCUGAGCCUUGAAUUUGGCCCCAACAGCAUCUGCGGCGAUGACCCGCUGGCUCCAAAAGCGCCACCCUCGCGUCCUAAAGAGAUGGAUUCGGUUCGGAUCCUGCUAUAUUCCCUCAUCUUCCUGCUCAGCGUUUUUGGCAACCUGUUGAUCAUCGUGGUUUUGGCGGUGAACAAACGCAUGCGGACGGUCACCAACUCCUUCCUUCUCUCGCUGGCACUGAGUGACCUGAUGACGGCGCUGUUCUGCAUGCCCUUCACGCUCAUCCCCAAUCUUCUGGGCGACUUCAUCUUCGGAGCCGCCAUGUGCAAGAUCGUGGCCUACCUCAUGGGGAUCUCAGUCAGCAUAUCAACCUUCAGCCUUAUGGCGAUAGCCAUCGAGAGGUACAGUGCCAUCUGUAACCCUCUGAAGUCCCGCGCUUGGCAGACCCGUUCCCAUGCCUACAGGGUCAUUGCCGUGACCUGGGUCCUGUCCUUCCUCAUCAUGACCCCGUACCCAGUCUUCUCUACGCUCAUCCGCUACACCAAACCCAACAAUCUGACAGGACACAUGUGUCGUCACGACUGGCCAAUGGAACAGGUGAACCAGGCUUGGUGCAUCCUGUUACUCUUUGUUCUUUUUUUCAUUCCCGGGGUGGUGAUGAUCGUUGCCUAUGGCCUUAUAUCCCGCGAGCUGUACCGUGGAAUGCGGUUUGAGAUGGACCAGAGGAAAGUCCAGUGUGUCACGAACAACGGCACCGCUUCCGUGCUCUCCGACGACGGAGACGGGUGCUACAUUCAGGUGUCGAAGCGUCCCAGCUCCAUGGAGAUGUCUGCCAUCACCCUAACCAGCUCUGCCAAGGUGGAGCGUCUGCGCAGUAACACGUCCGAGACCACGCUGAUGGCCAAGAAGCGCGUGAUCCGCAUGCUGAUCGUGGUGGUGACCGUCUUCUUUGUCUGCUGGAUGCCGCUGUACUCCGCCAACACGUGGAAGGCCUUCCACCCGCCCUCUGCCAAGCGUGCCCUCUCCGGCGCCCCUAUCUCCUUCAUCCACCUGCUGUCAUACACGUCAGCCUGCGUCAACCCCGUCAUCUACUGCUUCAUGAACAAGCGCUUCCGCAAGGCGCUGCUGACCACCUUCGCCUGCUGCUGCGGCGGCCCGUGCGCACGCCGCCGGAUCCGGGAGGGCGGCGAGGACGACGCGACAGCCGCCGCCGGCUCCAUGUCCAAGUUCACCUACACCACUGUCAGCACCGUGGGGUCCUGCUGACUCCCUGAGUGGGACAGGUGGACACUGGAUUGGGGACAGCUGACCUCUGCAUGCAUUAGGAGAGGGUGCUGCUGUCUGAGGUACUAGCAACACUAGUAUCAGCAUGUUAAUCAUCACCCUUGAUCACUUAAAUUAUUUAUGAUUGACCAUGUUUCUGCAUAUGUACAUGUAUUCGUCUGGGUUUUUAAAUAUCUAUCAUGAGUUUGUGGCGUGUAUUUGAAAUGCCGAAUUAGUAUUCGUUUUGCUGAUGUUUUCAGUGUGUUCAGUGGGUUAAUAGUUUUUAGUGUUUGACAGUGACGUAUAAGUUAGGGUUCAGAGGUUAAGAGAGAUAUAAUAACGCUUAAGCCUUCAUGACCAGGGAACCAACCCUCUACCCUACACACCCCUAGCCUACGUGUUCCCCACACACUCCGCUGCUGGGAGCAGACAGUAACCUCCACGCCAUGGGCUUGUGAGGUCAGGCUGAACUCAUCCAGGACUGUCACGGAUGUGUGGGCUGACGGAUGACUGCUUCUGGACAUUACAUAUCUUUAAACUGAUUAAAACUAUGCGAGAGCUGCUCCAUCAAAUACAGCUAAGUGCACACGGGGAGGUGGAACUAAAGGAAAACCCUAUUCUUCUCGGCGAAGGUUUCCCCGAAGAUAAGUGGGGAGGCCACUCUCUUUAAUGCUCUAGCCUCGCCAGAAAAGCAAAAUGCAAGAUUAAAUGCCACAGAUCCUAUUCACGGGGACGUCAGCCUCGGGUCUGUGUGGCUCUUCCUCUGCUAUGUAAAAACGAGAUCUUUUAUAUUAGUUUAUUUCUUCUCUUGUCCUGUUUUGUGCUAGCCCGUUCAAUCAUGCCAGCUACUCCUAUGGACCACAUCUAAAACCAUACUGACGGAUCAUUCCAAGCAUCAAU
Messenger RNA from Electrophorus electricus (electric eel), 2539 nucleotides. RefSeq names its product cholecystokinin B receptor b (gene cckbrb). The record is from RefSeq and is a predicted model, not a curated record. Gene Ontology annotation, cellular component: plasma membrane. Gene Ontology annotation, molecular function: neuropeptide receptor activity; gastrin receptor activity. Lineage: Eukaryota; Metazoa; Chordata; Actinopteri; Gymnotiformes; Gymnotidae. Gene Ontology annotation, biological process: neuropeptide signaling pathway.